Molecule: messenger RNA, 1791 nt
Organism: Bombyx mandarina (wild silkworm)
Lineage: Eukaryota; Metazoa; Arthropoda; Insecta; Lepidoptera; Bombycidae
Product: putative ATP-dependent RNA helicase DHX57
Cellular component (GO): intracellular anatomical structure
Molecular function (GO): helicase activity; protein binding; RNA binding
Source: RefSeq, a predicted model, not a curated record
GAUACAUUUAUAUUUAGACCGAUAUUUUAUUUACAUCGCAACAUGGAUAAUCAAAGUAAACAAUUAGCUGAAGACUUUUUCUUAAGAGAGCCUGUAGACGCCCGCAUCAGAAAAGUGAAAGAUGAGCCCAAAGAAGAAUCACACCCGACUCUCAAAGUUGAAAUGCAAACGAUUCGUUUGAAUCCGGACUCACAGAAGAUAAUAUUAGAUACAUUGAGGUAUAUCCAUGGUUCUGAAUUCAAAUUGGGCAGUGCUAGUCUUUACAAGGAUAAAGGUUCAAAUUUGGGAAACAGGUAUUGGAUGGAAAGAGGCAAUUUAGUUGUCCAAGGAGGAUGUGACUAUUCUCUUAACAUGAAACCUGAUAUACAGAGCUCAGAAGCUAGACUUAGAUCUUUUGCUUUAUCAAAAUUAGAAAAAUACCACUUCCAUAAAGCACAUUGUGCAGAAGCCUUAGAGAUAGCAGCAGAAAGUGUAGAAAAGUCCCUAGAGAUUUUAUUUUAUAAAUAUUUUAAGAUAGACCCAGAGGAUAAACCGGAAAACGCCCUCUCAAAUUCAGAGUUAGAAGAGAUGAGAAUGGAUGAAAAAGCAGUAUUAGAAUCAAUAUAUGAUACCAGUUUCAAAACGAAAGAUGCAGAUGUAUGGGUUGUCAAAUUAGAUCUAGACUACUUAACAAAGCUAUAUGCAAAUAAAGUUGAUGCACCGAAAAAGAAAACAAAUAUAAAUUACAAUAAUAAAGGGAAACCAAAAGAGAUGUGUAAACUUAUUUUAAAGGGACACUGUAGAUUUGGUGAUAAAUGUAAGUUUUCGCAUGAAAUUAAUACAGAGAAAACUCAGCCCGAUACAGAAAACACUGGAACUCAGAAAAUUACGUAUGAAUUAGAAGUAAGGUUUCCGAAAGACACACUGUAUCCUUAUCAACCCCCAUUAUUGUUUUUCAAAACGGAAAACCGUACUGAUACCAUACCUGAUUUAACUUGUUUGAAAAUAACAUGUAGACUCGUAGACGAGGCGAAAAUUCUUGCACAAGAUGGAGUACCAAGUAUAUAUUCCAUUGUGGAAUUGCUACAAAAUGAAGAAGAUAUCAUAAAUUUUAUAAAAUUUGAUACAAGAUCAUUUUUAGAACCUUCAGAAGCUCUAUUUCCACAAUUAAUAGAGGACGAAGGUAAACAUGAAGUUAAACCAAGUCAUUACAAAAAAGGUGUUAUCAAAGACAUAAGGAAUAACAUAAAUUUUGAAGAAGUUUUGAGAGAAAAUAAAGAAAUAGCUAAGAGAUGGUUAGAAAAGAGGGAAAAUAAUAGGUACAACAAAAUGAUGUCAGAUAGAAGAAAAUUGCCUGCUUGGCAGAAGAAGAAUGAUAUAUUGAAUGCUUUGAAAAAAUCACAGAUAGUAGUGAUCAGCGGUGAGACCGGUUGUGGUAAAAGCACACAAGUACCUCAGUACAUACUGGAUGACUGGUUGAAUAAUUUCUCCAAAGAUGGUCCUGAACAUGUCGAGAUAAUCUGUACUCAACCGAGAAGAAUAUCUGCUAUUGGUGUGGCAGACAGGGUUGCUGAUGAACGCGUGGAGAAAACUGGCCAAGUUGUUGGAUAUCAGAAGGGCGGGGUAGAGUUGGGAGAGCAGGGAGGGAGUGCUGUAAUCAAGAAGAGCACCUCAAUUAUAUUGCAUUAUGAGCUGUACCUCUUUCUAAUACGGAUUAUAUUCCUAUCGAGUGAAAGUAAAAAUUUGGCAAGAAAUCAGUUGCCAUGUGCAUCCUGGGCCGCAUGGCGCGCUGACAGCACCAUGCUAUUAUAA